AUGGACCACGAAACCGAACACACCAUCGAAGUCAUUCGAGCCUCCGUACGGAACUCCACUCCUGGCAGGCUCAUAGACCUUCAAAGGGAAUCGCUGCGUGACGAAUCGACACCGAAUCAUGUCCAUGUCGCCAAAAAGGAACUAUCGCUUUCAACCGAUACCAAUCUUGUGGAACUUGUGGCGGACGCAAUAAGAAGUCUGGGAGAUGGACAUGAGACAUUUACUGUUCCCACAGUGGCUUCAGUGGUGGUGGAAAGCGUUGAACAUGAAGCCAAAGAGAACAAAUGCUCUGGAGGGAGUGAUAUUGAACCUCGACCGAUUAUACUCUAUUUCCAUGGUGGACAGUUCUGGCGUAUGGGCCGUGCACUCAGAUGGGUUACAGGUGAACUCGCUCGUCAAACCAAAGGUCGAUGUGUCGCGGUACGAUACAGCCUCGCCCCUCAACAUCCAUUUCCCACCGCUCUUGUCGAAGGCCUUGCAGCAUACGUUUCUCUCCUCUACCCUACAGAGGGGAAUCUACACACUUCGGUCGCCGCAAGAAACAUUUGUUUUGCCGGUGACAGUGCCGGUGGCAACAUCGCAUUGGCCUUGCUUCAAUUGAUACUGGAGAUCAACAGGAAGGGACAGAAACUCUUCUGGAAUGGCCGAGAGAGCGAAAUUCCUGUCCCUGCGGGAACAGCUGUACUGUCUCCGUAUGUCGAUAUGGUUCGAUCACUUGACUCUGAGGUGUUAAAUCUGCCCUACGAUAUUAUCGGGCCUCGCGGUCCGCUGUUCACGGUUUUCGAUCGUUGCGAUAUCUGGCCUGCGAAGCCGCCUCGACAUCAUGUGUAUGCUGAUGACAGCGCUCUACUCCAUCCACUUGUUUCUCCAGUGACAGUACGAAACUGGAAAGGAGCACCACCUUUAUGGGUCUGCGUUGGUGAAGAAUGCCUCGCUGAUCAAGGAAUGUUUGUAGCACAACAGGCGGCGUCAACCGGAGCCACAGCUGUUGUGGAGCAGUUUUCCAUGAUGCCGCACAAUUUCUCCCUCAUUGUGCCACAUGCAGUGCCUUCUAAGCUAUCUCUACAGCAAUGGGCAUCAUUUAUACGAAGUGUCGUUGAAAAGCCAAGCAGUAUCAAAUCGGAGGCAAUGCGGUGGAGCGGUGUACCGCCUCUCAAGACGUCCAUGGAUCUAUCUAGAUUAGUUCCGUUGCAACGGGAAGGUGUGAUCGAGAAGAUGAAGGCCCAAAUCCAGGACUGGGGAGUGCCCCCCUCAUAG
Molecule: messenger RNA, 1257 nt
Organism: Fonsecaea multimorphosa CBS 102226
Lineage: Eukaryota; Fungi; Ascomycota; Eurotiomycetes; Chaetothyriales; Herpotrichiellaceae
Exons: 2
Coding region: 1-1257 (418 amino acids)
Molecular function (GO): hydrolase activity
Source: RefSeq, a predicted model, not a curated record